AUGCGCACUUCUCGCACUUCCAGGGACACCGCGGAGGUCCUGCAGGCCCUCUCGCCCCCUAUCCGACGACAAACGCGCAGCUCCAAUGUGAGCGCGUUGAAAAGUUUCGCCUACAACCCAAAUCCGAACGCGACUGCGACUAUCAAGACAGAGCCUGGAAAUGUCUCGAUGAUACCCGUUUUGUCUGUCUCUAAAAGCGAAGAUGAAUCCUCUCUCUCCGAGGCCGACACGGCGGAUAUCGAAGACCUCCUUGAACCGCCACCAAAGCGCCAAAAACGCAACGCAAACUCCAUAAACCCACGAGUUCUCAAGCAGAGCACAAGUCCUCGCACACCCCAAAAAGUCAUCGUUAAGGAGGAUCCCGAUCAGAAACCCACCCCGACCCCCAAACAGAAACAGCGACGGCUCCCUGCCCGCAAAACCCGCGAUGUCGACGGCUCGGUCAAGGUCGAGCCCCCGUCCAACUGGGAGGAGAUGUACGAAACUGUGAAAAAGAUGAGAGCAGCCAAUCCAACUGCACCGGUAGAUACGAUGGGCUGUUCGGAGCUAUAUUGGCGCGCGUCAUCACCAAUAAACCGUCGAUUCCAGACCCUCAUCGCACUGAUGCUCUCAUCCCAGACAAAAGACACAGUUACUGCGGUAGCGAUGCAGCGCCUUCACACCGAGCUCGGAGAUGACCCCGCUCCAGAUGAGGACAUCAAAAUCAAACAAGAAAUCAAACAAGAAGACGACGAUUCGAAACCCACCGACAGCACCCUCAACCUAACCAACAUCCUAGCCGUGGACCCAACGCGACUAAACGAACUAAUCCGCACAGUCGGCUUCCACAACAACAAAACAAAAUACAUCAAAGCAACCGCGCUGAUUCUGCGAGACCAGCACGGUGGCGAUAUCCCCUCAACACCAGAGGAACUCAUGGCACUCCCAGGUGUCGGACCCAAAAUGGCCUACCUCUGUUUGAGUGCUGCAUGGGGUAAACACCUGGGGAUUGGCGUCGAUGUGCAUGUCCACCGUAUCACCAAUCUCUGGGGUUGGAAUAAAACCAAGACGCCCGAGGAAACGAGGAAGGCGCUGCAGUCGUGGUUGCCGCCUGAUAAGUGGCAUGAGAUUAAUAAGUUGCUUGUUGGGCUUGGUCAGACGGUUUGUUUGCCUGUUAAGCGUCGCUGUGGGGAUUGUGAUCUGGCUGGCACGCGGCUUUGUAAGAGUGAGAUUCGGGGGCUUGAGCCGACAGUGAUGAGGGUUAAGAGGAGUCCUGAAGUUGAUGAGCCCAAGGUUAAGAUUGAGGCUGUUUGA
Molecule: messenger RNA, 1293 nt
Organism: Penicillium robsamsonii
Lineage: Eukaryota; Fungi; Ascomycota; Eurotiomycetes; Eurotiales; Aspergillaceae
Product: endonuclease III domain-containing protein
Exons: 1
Coding region: 1-1293 (430 amino acids)
Biological process (GO): nucleotide-excision repair; base-excision repair, AP site formation; base-excision repair
Cellular component (GO): nucleus
Molecular function (GO): oxidized pyrimidine nucleobase lesion DNA N-glycosylase activity; DNA binding; DNA-(apurinic or apyrimidinic site) endonuclease activity
Source: RefSeq, a predicted model, not a curated record